Messenger RNA from Lizanozyma spartinae, 327 nucleotides. RefSeq lists its product as uncharacterized. NCBI's taxonomy places the organism in Eukaryota, Fungi, Ascomycota, Pichiomycetes, Serinales, Debaryomycetaceae. Bases 1 to 327 code for a protein of 108 amino acids. The record is from RefSeq and is a predicted model, not a curated record. The transcript has a single exon.
AUGUCUACUCUCACCAAAGAGAAGAAGGCAGAAUAUCAAGACCAACUAUGGAAAGCUGCUGUCACCGGGCUGGCUAAAGGAUUAUUGGUGGGGUUGGUUACAGGCUUUUAUAUCAACUAUAAGUUCAACUGGGGGGUCAACACAAAGUUCUUUAGAACUCCAUAUAGGUUCUGGUAUCUUAUGAGUUGGACUAUAGCAGGAUUAGCCUUUGAUACCGAUAUCGCUAAGCAUAAGAUUAGUAAGCAAAUGGCACUUGAGAGAGAAAUAAGAAGAACCGUUAAUCUAAGCCAAGAAAUAGGUGGUAUAGACAUAGAUCUCCCCAAGUAA